AUGGCGCCCUCCGCAACCGAAACUAUGACAUCGCCCGGCGAGAACUUGCUGGCAAAGAAGCUAGCUACCCGCGCCAAGAAUGCCGAUGACACGCCGCUGUACCUGGAUUACAUGCCCUUCUAUGAUCCUCUUGAGAAGGUCGAGGAUAUCGGCUCUUUUGAUCACUACGAUCCUGGCCACCGCGCUGACCCGGCGCUGCCCAACCUACUAGCGGAUGCGACCAAGGUCAUCGACCUAUCACCGCAUGUCGGUACUGAGAUCGAGGGCGUCCAGCUGUCAAAACUUUCCCCGGCUAGUCUCGACGAGCUGGCAUUGAUGGCGGCAAAGCGCGGCGCUCUCGUGUUCCGUAACCAGGACUUCCGGGACAUUGGCUUCGAGGCUCAGAAGAAGAUCGUCAGCCACUUUGGGCCUUUGCAUGUCCACGGAUGGGCGCCGCACCCCGCCGCCGGAAGCCCGGAGCACAUGGUCAUUUAUGACCACAAAGAGGAUCUGCGCGUUCGAAAGUCUUGGAAGGGAAGGAGUCCUAUCCAGUGGCACACGGACCAGUCUCCGGAGCCCCAAACUCCAGGUACUACUUUCAUCUGUAUGCUGGAGUCCCCAGCGGCCGCAGGUGGCGACACUCUCGUGAGCUCCAGCGUUCAGGCAUUCAAGUCUCUAUCACCGCGUUUCCGAAAGAGGCUUGAGGGUCUCACCGCUAUCCACACCAACAAUGACGGCGUAACGCAAGAGUUGAAGAACGGUGAGACGGCGGUUAUGCGGAGGCAAGAACUGAUCCAAGAACACCCCGUCGUAAUCGUGCAUCCUGUCACCAAGGAAAAGGCUCUCUACGUUAACCCAGUGUAUACCAAGAAGAUCGUGGGCUUCGACGAGGAGGAAUCAGACUACCUUCUUGGGUUCCUGUUCGACCACAUUGCCAAACGUCAAGACUUCCAAUGCCGCAUCCGGUACGAGGCAGGAACUGUACUUGUCUGGGACCAGAGGAUCACCAACCACUCUCAAACCCUAGACUAUCCAGCGGGGGAACGCCGCCACGCCUUUAGGCUAACACCUCUGGCAAAUAAGCCUAUCCCUGCCAAGAUUGAGGAAGAUGAUGGCGAAUGCGAAAGAGACUUCGGAAGAGUCCAACUCGGUCUAUGCUAA
Messenger RNA from Thyridium curvatum, 1140 nucleotides. RefSeq lists its product as uncharacterized. The transcript has 3 exons. Gene Ontology annotation, cellular component: cytoplasm. The record is from RefSeq and is a predicted model, not a curated record. Gene Ontology annotation, molecular function: 2-oxoglutarate-dependent dioxygenase activity. Bases 1 to 1140 code for a protein of 379 amino acids. Lineage: Eukaryota; Fungi; Ascomycota; Sordariomycetes; Thyridiales; Thyridiaceae.